This is a messenger RNA of Chroicocephalus ridibundus (black-headed gull), 5635 nucleotides long. It is a transcript of the gene RNPC3, whose product is annotated as RNA binding region (RNP1, RRM) containing 3. Gene Ontology annotation, cellular component: U12-type spliceosomal complex. Gene Ontology annotation, biological process: mRNA splicing, via spliceosome. The record is from RefSeq and is a predicted model, not a curated record. Bases 32 to 1603 code for a protein of 523 amino acids. The transcript has 14 exons. NCBI's taxonomy places the organism in Eukaryota, Metazoa, Chordata, Aves, Charadriiformes, Laridae. Gene Ontology annotation, molecular function: U12 snRNA binding; protein binding; pre-mRNA intronic binding.
GCGCGGCGCUACCGCGUCCCUGCGCGCUGCGAUGGCGGCGCCGGGCUGUGAGGAGGUGCGGGCGGCUGGCGUGGGGCUGGGAGCCGGCCUGCCGCAGCCCGGCCUCCCGCAUCACCCCGGCGUGGCGCGGCGGCGGGGCCGCACGCUGCUGGUGCGGCAUCUGCCCGCCGAGCUGACGGCGGCGGAGAAGGAGGAUCUGCUGAAGCACUUUGGGGCAGUGUCUGUGCGCGUCCUGUCGGACCACGGGCGGCUGAAACAUACUGCGUUUGCCACCUUUCCCAGUGAAAAUGCAGCUGUAAAGGCUUUGUCAAGAUUGCAUCAGCUGAAGCUUUUAGGUCACACUUUAGUGGUUGAGUUUGCGAAGGAGCAAGAUAGUGUGCAGGUACUUAGCCAGCCUUCUGUCUCAGAGAAUUGUAAAAGUUCAGAAGAACCAGUGAAAGAAGAAGAAAAGAAAGAACCAAACUGUGUUAAAAUAGAAAAUGGAAUUGCACCCAACCAUGGCCUCACUUUUCCCAUCAAUUCUUGCCUCAAAUAUUUGUAUCCACCACCUUCAAGUACAAUUCUAGCAAAUAUAGCAAACGCCUUGGCAAGUGUGCCCAAAUUUUAUGUCCAGGUACUUCAUCUUAUGAAUAAAAUGAAUCUUCCUCCACCUUUUGGACCAAUUACUGCUCGCCCUCCCAUGUAUGAAGAAUAUUUACCAGUGCCUGUGCCACCUCCCCCAAUCCCACCUCUGCCUCCUGAAGAGCCUCCUUUGCCUGAAGAGGAAGAAGAGCAUCUGAUUAGUGAAGAUGAAUCAGAAUAUGAAAGCGAUAAUGAGGAGGAAAAGGAGAGAAUGACCAAGUUGAUGGAAUUAGCAACCCUUCAGCCUAAAAGACCAAUAAACACAAAGAGGCGUGGUGUUAGAAAAAAACAAAGAAUUAAAGACUUAUUGAAUGUUCCCGUGUGUACUCCCCACAGUAAUUUGCACCCUACGCUGUCACCUUCAGAUGUCUUUGAGCAGCCACAGCAUAUAGGUCAUAAAAAAAUCGAGUUCCAUAUUAGUACUGACAUCCCAGCCGUUCUUCAGAUAAACUCAGAAAAAGAAGAAAAAAAUGACCUUUAUGCAGCCACAGAAGAAAUCAAUAAUACAGGCUUUGGAAGGAUUUUCCCAGCUCCUAGCUCAAAUGAUAAAAUGGAAACUGAAGAGGAGGAGGAUGAAAUACCAUCAGAAUUUAUUUCUAGAAGGGAUCUAGAAAAAAACAGACUUUCUAGAGAAGAAAUGGAAAAAUUUUCUGUUUUCAAAAACUAUGAGCCAGGUGAUCCAAAUUGCAGGAUAUAUGUGAAGAACUUAGCUAAACAAGUUCAAGAAAAGGAUCUCAAGUUCAUUUUUGGAAGAUAUGUUGACUUCCAGUCAGAAGUAGAACGAAAUAUGUUUGAUAUACGCUUGAUGAAAGAAGGCCGUAUGAAGGGACAGGCUUUCAUUGGACUUCCUAAUGAAAAAGCAGCUGCUAAAGCUUUAAAAGAAGCAAAUGGAUAUGUCUUAUUUGAAAAACCCAUGGUGGUUCAAUUUGCUCGUUCAGCUAGACCAAAACAGGAUGCCAAUGAAGGGAAAAGAAAAAAGUAGAACACUGCACAAGGUAUGGAUUCUCUGCCUGAAAGUGAAAAUAAACAAAUAGGCUGGGGGUUUUGUUCAUUUGUUUUGUUGGCUUUUUUUGUUCGUUUUUAUUUAUUAUCUUUUUAAUGGCCGCUUUAGAAACAGCGGCAGUGGAGGGGGGACAUCCCAUACAAUUUUAUUUUCUUAAAUGUGCACUUAUAUCAGAAAACCAGAAUGCAAGUUAUAUAGUUGGUGUAAGUUUAAAAUGUUGCUUCUUACUCUGUUAUAAACUUGGAGACUGCCAUUCCCCUAAUCCUCAUAUCCUAGGGUAGUUGUCAGUUUCUCUGAUCCUUAAUCUGGGGAGCUGGGGAGAAUAACUCUGUGGAAUCUGAUCACUUACCUUUUAGUAGAGUUGCCUCUCUUCUCUUUCCCAUCUGUUCCUGCCAUCAUAAAGUGAUUCUGAAGAACUGUUUCCAGCAAUAAACUCACUUCUGCUAGCUCUGUAAAGGACCUUUGGCUUUCCUAACUUUAGAAAAUUGACGCUUAGUACUGUGGCAGCAUCCUUUAAACUUGCCUGAUUUAAGAAAGGAUAUUGUGUCAGAAAGUGCUACUUAAUGUUGCAUUGAUCAAGGCUUCCUUUGCAGAGUCCAUAGGUCCUGAUUUUCAGCAUUAUUGUCUACACUUGAUGGGAUAGUAACUUUUAACUUUAUUUCCUAUCAUACACCUUUACUUCACUACUGCUUACUCUAAGUAUUUGCUUUAUAUGAGAGUAACUCAAGCAAAAUCAGCUCUAAUUUAACCGUGAGGGUUUUCAUGGCCUAAAAACACUUGAGUAGUGAACUGUCUCAAAUUAGCACAUGAAGGUAACGGUGCAAGAAUUGGAAGCACUUAUUUCUCAAUCUGCAUCCUCUGAUAGAUCAUCUAGAUCAAAUUUAAACGGUUGUUUAGCUUAAUUACAGAUUAUAGUUGGGCAUUCACUCUGGUUAUGCCUUCACCCAAGACCAAGUGAACUCAAAGAUUAGGCUGAAUGCUCCUGAAAUGUUCUGCUUACUCCAUGAUGUGUUUUUAAUCUGUAUGGUUUUGAUCAUUGUUACUUUGGAAAAAAACCUGAAGUUUGAAAUAAAGGAUGUGCACUGCUGUUUUUGAUUUUGUAAAAGUACGGUUAUUGUGAGGGUAGUAUUUCUAUUUAUAAUGGUUACUUUAAUUGUAGGUUUCUUGUUCUGACAGUUGUCUAAGGAUUUUUUCAUCAGAUUAUAUUUGAGCUUGUUUCCCUCACUUUCAAGAUGCUCUUUGGUUUUACCAGUUCCUGAUUUGAGUUAUUGAUUUGUGGCUUGCAAAAGCUCUAUUUUGUUUUAUCAAAUUAAAGAUCACUUUUUUUACAGGUAUUCUUCUGUAUUGCUCAUUGAAAAGAGGCAAAUGAGCCUUGGCUAAAGUAUUCUAUUAGGACCAAGGGUUUAUGGGAAUGUUUCAGUCUUGUUUCUUACUCUUCCUUGUUAGAAAAAAAACCCCUUGUAUUUAUAUUAUUUUAUCCAGUGUCUAAUAAGAAAAUUACUAUGGUUUCUUUGAAUACAGAAAAGAAACUAAUUAUUUUAGCUGUUGGAAAGCCGUAUAAAUGAAGUCUGAACACUUUUAUUCUUUUAGGAAUUCCAUAUCUUUCCAACUACUUUUGUACAUUAAAUCUAAUUCUGACUUCACUAAACACACUAAAUAAUACUUGAAUUACAUAAAGAAAAUAACUGUGUUAUUUGGUUAUUAAUCAUGUUGAUGGUCAACUCAGAGGCUUUUUUUCAGAGUGAGUGAACACGUACUUAUGCAAGACUUAUUUGUGCACUUGAAAGUCUACAUGAGUUACUUUGGUGUCAUUGGUUUAAUGUUUCGUGGGCAGAACUUCUUCCUUACCUUGACCAUUUGUAUGUAGAGAUCACAGAAUGUACCAUAGACUAAAACAGAUUUGUAGGCAUCCGUGAGGUUUAAUUAAAAACAGUUAUUUCACUUCCCAACUAAUGAUGAAACUGAACGCUAUUUCUGCAUGACUAUGUUUUUCCAUUCCUGCUGAAGUACUCUGGUGAAUGCUGAUUUAUGAUGCAAAAUUCCAUGAUAGAAAUGUGAGUCUGUAAGGAAGAACAGUGUCAGAAUCUCAUUUGAAACAUACAUAUACAUAGAAAACAAGUUUAUGCAAACAUUUGAGGGACUUCAAAUUUGAUCUCUAUUGUGUGUCUCAAUGUUGUUGUUGUUGUUUUAUUUUUUUAACAACUGAAUUGACCUAAGUUAAAUUCUUGAUUAUUUCUAAACAGGAGGAAGCUGUGUAAAAUUCAUGAAUGCUAUUGCAAAUAUUUUUAUUAUUUUUAGUAUUUUGUCUGCAAAGGUUUUAUCCUUUGUAGAGAAAAUAAUACAUAUGGUUUAUAAAAAAUACUGUGUAAAUUCUUGCUGGCUGAAAUGUCUUUUUUGUGAUGGAGUGGCAAAAAUUUCAGUUGGUAUUUGGGGUGGCUAUUUUUCCUGUAGCUAAAAUACAGCUUUUUGGGAGACAGGCUAUGUAAAAGAAACUGAUGUUGAGAGGUCCCCGCUUCUUCAUAGGGAAGAAGUGACUUGAAAGCCUGCAUUGAAUGAAAACGUGAUUGGGUUUUGGACCUGAUGGGAAAAGUGACUCUUUAAAAUAGCAAAGACUUGAAGAAGACUUAAUGACACAGAAAAGUCUGGUGUUGUCCUAGUAGUUCAAGUUAUCAAAAAAUGUAUUUAAUUUUGAAUAUGAAGUUUAGUGUUGGUGGACUCAUCAGCUCUCAUUAAAUCUCAUAAGUGGUCAAAACUGUAUUUCAUCAGAGGCAUAUUUGCUUUUGGUAGGUAGCAUAAAGCUAUGUGUAUGCAAUACUGAGAAUUAAGUAAAAUUAAACCACAUUCUGCUGUUCUUCUUUAGAAACAUUCCUGCGUAAAUACUGCAGUAAUACUGUCAUGCAGAGUGUAUCCUUUCUUGUUGUAUCCUUUUUUUGUGCAAUGUUUCCCAUAGCACUCAACUGCAUCUAAGUUUUUGUAUAGAGUAGGUGUGGGGAGGAGUUUACAUGUUUUAGAGCUUGAAAUAAUCUGGUAAUUUUAAAAGAAAAGGGCACUUUUUCAGGGGGAAAAAAAUAAUCAAUCAGUUGUCUGUGUUGCGUGAAUAUACACAAUGAAAGUUCCUAGUCUUAAAAGGUGGCCUCCACCUUCUUCCUUAGAGGUCACAUAACUUGCUAAUUUGUGGCCCGAUUCCACUGAAUUGUGUUCCACUGAUGUGUGUCGAGCUGUGCUGAGCUAACACUGAGGAUUUCGUCUUUUUUUUUUUUAAAUAAAUAUAAUAAUAAUACUAUGUUAGUUUAAAAUACAUUGCAGAGCAAUUCUUAAUAAUAUUAAAGGGUCGACCAGUAUUUUAGAUCAUUUGUUGAUUACUGUUGUCCUGGUAUAUGAGAAACAACCUGUAGUUGACUUAGCUUGUACGUUCCUUACUUUUUCUUUCUGAGUAGAGAAGAAAAUCUAACAAUAUCUUGCAAUGAAUUAUUUGGAAUUGAACUAUUAAUAACUAUUAAUCACUGCUACCUUUUUGUUCGUUGUUUUUUUGUUGUUUUUUUUGUUUUCUGCACUGAGGUAGUGUUGCCUAACAUUUCUCUUGUGGGUUUCAUAUUCCAUUAUUGUUUAACUUACUGUAAUAUAAAAUUAAUGCAGCCUGUAUCUAUUAAGUCAGAUUUUUUUUCAGAAAUUCAGCACUUUUCUAAAUACUAAGCAUCUUUCAAUUUAGUUGUCAAAAGAAAGCGUAACACUACUAUUUUCUGGUUGUUCAUACUUUUAACGUGCCUUUGUGAUGUUCCAGGUCCCUUUUGUGUUCCAUCUCUUUCAAGUUUUAUCAAGCUGAGGGAAGAAGCAGUGUAAUCAUCAGGACUCUCGAACUGUGCGUAGUAGCAUUUCUAAAGUAUUUAAGGCAGAGUAUAAACUUUCUCAUCUUAAAGAUUCCAGAUCUCUUUAAACUGUCACAAGACUUAUAUGAUAAAUGUAUGUUAGUUUGCUUGUAAAAUCUCUAAUAAAUUAUUUCCUUUCUCUUCA